This is a messenger RNA of Peniophora sp. CBMAI 1063, 447 nucleotides long. NCBI's taxonomy places the organism in Eukaryota, Fungi, Basidiomycota, Agaricomycetes, Russulales, Peniophoraceae. The record is from the annotation of a GenBank genome assembly.
AUGGCGUUCUCAACGUCAACUCACGACCAACGUUCAUCACUCGAGCAGAAGAUAUCACUCGAGCAGAGGCUCUCUCAAGACCAGCACGCCUCUCUCGAGGACGAGACUGUUCCCGCAGAUAAGAUUCUCGCCGUGCAAACCAGAGCUCAAGGGCUCCUUGAUCAUCGAGAAGACUUAAUUACUCCAAAGCAAGCGCGCUCAUCCCCUAAACAUCUCAACGCCGCGGGCCCGAGCCGCCAUUCUACGAUCCCGAACCUCCCGCAAGGCAGUGACCCGACCGCUCACACAUACCCGCCGCCCAGCGCCGAUGAUGCAGUCGUGAGUACUGCAGCGCUCAAUAACUCUCAAAUGACGGACCCUUCGAAUGAACUUCAGAAGCCGUCGUUGUUGUUCAAGCUUAUCUUUGCUAUGUGCCCGACGCGCAAGCAAACCGAGUCGCUUGCAUGA